AUGCCGCCGCUCGGGGCCACUCGCCGAGCGUACCGACACCUGCAGCCGCCGAAAGAACGUCUGCAGCGGCAGCUGCAGCAACUGCACACCUGCCUGCAACAUCACAGUCCCAUACGCCAGAACUCCCUGAACUCGUGUUUGCAGCUUCAGCAGCAGCAGCAGCAACGGAGCCCAAAUCCUCUUGCUAGUCCGCUUAGUGAGCCUCCUGCCUCAACCGCAGCCCACCCUGCCCUGUCCUCCCUGUCCUCGUCGUGUAAUAAAUGCGCCGUCCUCAGCUCCCAUGAAAACCUGCGGUCUGGUCAGGGCUGCCCCGCAAGUUUCGCUUGCGCCCGAGAUCACAAGCGUCGGCGAGAAAUCUUCAAUACGACUUCGAAAUCCUCUCGAUCCGUCGACGCUGGCGAAUGCCAUUGCCAACAGCAACAACAAUUGCAACACCACCUCCAUCAUCACCUGCUUCACCAAAAUCGUGGCAUGCCGGGAGCCAGAGGCGACUCGGCGACAAGCGUAGACCACUUGCUCUUCAACACAGCAGCGUGCAACAGGAACCUCAGCGAGUUGAGUUCACUGUGCAACCAACAGAAUCCCGCCGUUCGAGGCGGAGGGAACAGCCGGAGUCACGGUUGCCUCGACGAAGUCUUGUCCGCGUCCCAUCUGGCGUUGGGACCGACGCAGUGGGAGUCUUGGGCUCCCUUCCGACAUCCUCACCGCUCGUCGCUGAGCUCCGUGGCUCCGCUAGUCACACUUCAACCAGUGCCUAUGGAAAACGACAACGAAUCGACACAUCAGCAACAUCAACAACAUGUAACAUCAUCGACAGCACCCCCAACUGCAUCGUCAACAGCAAUCACGACGACGCCGACGACAUCGACAAAUAAUCAAACCGCAACAGAUUUAGCAGCCCAGAGUCUGCAAAGCCGGACCGAUUCCAUCGAGGACACGAAGCUCAUCACGACAACUUUGACACCUUCAAGUGCAGAUCCACUUAACACUUCGAACAACAUCGCUAACAAUUUCAACCAGUGUGCCAGUAAUCAUCCCGAUAACUCAACGGACACCGCGACACCGCCCACAGGCGAUUCGUCAUCAAGCACGACAGCAAUGAGCUCACUCGCAGCCAACAACAACACUUCCACCUCUCACAGGAACACUGUACGAUUCAGACGAGCGGAGCUCCUCGAGACCCUCAUCGAUUUCGACAUCACCGAAUCUUGGACCUACAUGGAUUAUCUAAUAUAA
Galendromus occidentalis (western predatory mite) is the source of this 1236-nucleotide messenger RNA. RefSeq names its product probable serine/threonine-protein kinase mkcB. The record is from RefSeq and is a predicted model, not a curated record. The transcript is spliced from 3 exons. Bases 1 to 1236 code for a protein of 411 amino acids. Lineage: Eukaryota; Metazoa; Arthropoda; Arachnida; Mesostigmata; Phytoseiidae.